Molecule: messenger RNA, 2843 nt
Organism: Drosophila serrata
Lineage: Eukaryota; Metazoa; Arthropoda; Insecta; Diptera; Drosophilidae
Source: RefSeq, a predicted model, not a curated record
ACGAAUAGAAGCCAAGAUGUAUUUUCCCACUGCAAUUAUAUAUUUAGUGAUUGUUGUGGCGGCAGUAGAUCCAUCCUUAAAUCAGAGUAUAACUAUUGAGGAGUCCCCGGAUUUUGUAGAUUACGAUGGUGCCCAAGCAGCGGCCUCACUUGCAGAAAUUGGAGUAACCCAAGCCACAAUUAUAACGGCGACCCCAACAAUUGACAAUCUGUACAAUUCUUCUGGAAUAGUAAGCACAGGUUCUUCAACAACAGAUGCCUCAACAACAGUAACAUCUGCAACAACAGAGACUACAACCGUAGAUACUUCUUCACAAACAGAAACGCCCACAACAGUAACAUCAUCAAUAGAUACUUCUACAACAGAUACUUCUUCAACAGAUACUUCUUCAACAGAUACUUCGUCAACAGAUAGUUCUUCAACAGAUACUUCUUCAUCAGAAACAUCAACAACAGAUACUUCUUCAACAGAUACUUCUUCAACAGAUACUUCUUCAACAGAUACUUCUUCAACAGAAAGUUCAACUAUAAGUUCCACAAGUUCUACUACAGUAACCGUUCCCACAUCAACUGUUGCCACUACAACCACUGCCCAGCCAUCAGAAGAAGAUAUAUUCUUAGCUCUUCUCGCUGAGAAUACAAUUGCUCUGACCAAGUCUGACUUUUUGGCUAAUAUUGUGAACUCGCAAACCUCAAACAUAGUUUCAGGCUUAGACAAUCAAGUCAAGUCCUUAGCCCGGAUUAAUGACAUCGAAAAGCUCCUGUUGAAUGUGACGGGAUCUCUUGCGGUUUCAGAAGCCGAUCUUUUGCAAAGCUUGGUCAACUCCAUAUACAAAGUGGACUACUUUGGAAAUCGAACUAUUAAUACUGUCUCUUAUUUGCUUAAGUUCCAAGAAUUAAAUCGUGACCAUGUUAAAAACUUUUCGAGUAAACUUAUAGAAAUGCAAGAGGAAAUCCUGCGCAACUCAAAAGGAUUGGACGAUAAGCUAAACCUGAUUAACCAGAUACUUAAGCAAUACAUCACUCCAAAAGUUAAUAGCUUGAAGGACUCAUUUGGCAACAUAAAUGAAUCCCAGGUUAUGUCUGAAGCUGAACUGAAAAAUCUGCCAUUGCUUAGAAAUCUCACCGAGACUUCCAUUAUUAAAACGAAAUCCCUCCUUAACCAGCUGGCCAUAAUCAACCAAACUCAAGAUAAAAGUCUAUACUUGCUUGAGGAAGCUGUUCAUAAACCGGAGUUUUCCAACCUUAAAAACAUUAAUGAUCUUCUUCACAGCUUAAGCAUUUCUCAAAAACGCAUAGACUUGGCAUUUUCGGUUUGUGAGAAUAGAGGUUCGGAAUAUAUUUCUAUAGAAUAUGAACCUUUUUCGGAUAAAUACAGCAACGAGUAUAUCAAAAGCCCUUUAACUGACUCCAAAAACUGCUCCUGUAAGGCCAACAUCUACGAUGAAUUUUCAGAAGGAUCUUGGAAUAUUCCGACAGCAGUAUAAAGAAUUAUAUAUUUCAAAGAACUUAACUUUAGUGUUCCUAAACCCUUUGUUGGAUAUAUUAUUAGGCAACAUCACUAUUAUAUUAUGAAGCACAUACACAUACAUAUAUUUCAAAAUAAACUACUCUUUCAAAGCUAUAAAAUUGCCCAACCCUCUUCAGGAUGCCGAAUUAAAAACACUUUAAAGGCCAAUACUUGAGAAAUACAUUUGGUGUUUCGAGUUUUCCGUUGUCAAGCACAAAUUGUGCAUGGCAAAUAUGCGGACUAUUUUGGCUGGCUAUCAAUUUACGGACAAGGGAACACCGUGAAGCAGCCAGGCGAAAUUGAUACCAUGAUACCAUGAUGUCGGGGUACCCAGAACAAAUCCCAGACCAAAACGAGAACUACAAAUGUCUUUCAGAGGACGGAGAGGAUGGCGCGAAACAAAAGUCAAAACAAGCGCAACAUGAAUGAACCUUUUAACAUACUUGUAGUUACUAAUUCCAGGUGACAGGCGACACAAUGAGUCGGAGUGGAUUUUUCAUUUGUGGCCAUUGUUGGGCCCACAAGGGGUCCGGGAAUCGGGUCUCGGUGUUUUUUUGGGAAGAGGAGCAGCCCAUAAACAGAGGACACAACACAGUUGUAACAGCAACACGGCUACAAAAGUGACCAAAAUCAGGGGCUACUACCGCUGCCGCUGCCAAAGUAGUAACAGAUGCGAAGGUGUUGCCGUUGCCCUCUGAGGGACCCGCCAUCGGGAGUCCCGCAUAUCUCCGGGACUGUGGCCAAGAGCAUCUCUCCGGGCACACGACAGAUCCUUUUCCCUUUUGCUUAAAUUCCAGCUUCUUUCUUUCCUUAUUUAUUAUUUUUUUUGGCACAAGCCGGGCAAUAAAUUAUCAGAUACAAAAUCGAGUCGAGGUCGAAGUCAAAACAAAGGCAUAAACACUCGAUGGACGACUGAGAUGGCAACAAAGCACGCACUCGACCAAUUGACGACACAAAGGACCAAAACAAAAACCAGAAUCGAAAUCGGAAUCAGAAGCAAAACAAAACAAAACAAAUCCGAGAGUCAGCACAGAAUGCAGAAUGAACAGAAGUAUGCCCAAAAAGCCUGGCUUGAACCGAGCAGCGCAUAAACACUGACAACAUGCUGCGACAUGGAAUGGCUUGGAGAGUCGGGGAAGUCCCACAUCCAUGGACAUGGGGUCCUACACCCAAAACAAUCAGGCUUUAAUAAGUACCUAUUACAUAUAAAAUGGGAUAUGUAUUCCAUGUUUCCGCUACUAAAAAGAUAUACCACUUUUAAGACCUUAGUAAAUGCUUGUUUGUAAUACCCAAGUACUUAUUUAUUGUGUGUCAAGGAUAACGAAAGAAAUAUA